UUUUGGAUACUUAUUGGUGCAUAUAUAAUUGAAAUUAUGAUCACUACAAUACUCAUUUGUAAAUUUUGCAAAUCGUGUAAUCAAAUGGGUAUAUACAGGUGGUAUUUGAUAGGUUUAAUACCAAGUUCCAUAAUAUUCUCACUUCUAAUGGUCACUGUACGUGGUAUGCGUGCACGUUUCCCAUUGAAUUAUAUCUUCCUGUUUUUAAAUAUAUUGUUAUUGUGUUACACAUUUAUCCCAUCAAUACUAAGAAUCACACUCCCAUUCAUAAUCGUAUCCUUUGUUGUCGCUUCAUUAAUUUCAAUUCCAAUGAUAUUACUCGGGAUGUUAAUCAAAGCCAAAAUUUCUCCGUAUUGGUUAAUUGCUGUUUUGGUCAGUUUCAUCGCAGUCGGAUUAAUAAUAUCGAUUACAUUGUGUGCGUUAACAAUCGAUGUCGCACUUAAUGUGAUGGGAGCAUUUUUUCUCUUGUCAGUUUUACCAUUUCUGCUGUUUAUCGGCCAACAACUGAAAAUGGAAUAUUCUCAAAAGAUGCUUCCGUCGAAAUAUAUGUUGUAUGCUGUUCUGAUAUCAACAACAUAUUUGUUCAUAUUUUAUUCGAUCGCCGUGCAGUUUUAUAAUUUGCAGAAAAACAACAAGAUCAUUAUAUGGGAAUGUUUACAGUGUACCUCUUACUCUGACUAG
Messenger RNA from Schistosoma turkestanicum, 681 nucleotides. The record is from the annotation of a GenBank genome assembly. Lineage: Eukaryota; Metazoa; Platyhelminthes; Trematoda; Strigeidida; Schistosomatidae.